AUGGCUUGACCACCCUCCUUCUUCCACACCAUGGGCAAGUCUCAGAGCAAACUCUCCCCGGAGCAGCUCGCAGAUCUACAGAAGAAUACAUACUUUGACAAACGGGAGCUGCAGCAAUGGUACAAGGGUUUCCUCAAAGACUGCCCUUCCGGUCAGCUCGAUAAGACCGAAUUUAGCCGCAUCUACAAGCAGUUCUUUCCGUUCGGCGAUCCAGGUGAAUUCGCUGACUACGUCUUCGACGUCUUCGAUGAGAACAAGAACGGCACGAUCGACUUCAAGGAAUUCAUAUGCGCUCUCAGCGUCACGAGUCGGGGGAGAUUGGACGAGAAGCUGAGAUGGGCAUUCCAACUGUAUGAUAUAGACAAGGAUGGUACAAUAACAUACCAGGAGAUGCUCCAGAUCGUCCAGUCGAUAUAUAAAAUGACGGGCCAGAUGGUCAAGCUACCACCAGAUGAAGAUACUCCAGAGAAGCGCGUGGACAAAAUCUUCCGGAACAUGGACAGAGAUAAAGACGCUAAACUGACUUACGACGAGUUCGUCGAAGGAAGCAAGCAGGACCCAACUAUCGUACAGGCUUUGUCACUGUAUGAUGGCUUGGUAUAGCCUUGAAGCGCUGUGUACGAUAUUCUUGGUUCUUUUGUCUAUAUUUGUGCUGCACUGUCUGUUGUUUGUCGUUCACCGCUCUCAAGAUGGACGGAGCUUGUUGCAGUUGACAUGUACGUAUCGUGUUAAGUAGUUUCCAGUGACACCUUGCAUGCAAGGUAGCUCUCAUCGUAGUCACGCAAGACGUUGUAAUUCAUUCAUUAUAUGUCCUCUUAUCAACCAUUAGUGGGUCGCAUAG
Messenger RNA from Heterobasidion irregulare TC 32-1, 841 nucleotides. RefSeq lists its product as uncharacterized. Gene Ontology annotation, cellular component: membrane; cytosol; intracellular membrane-bounded organelle. Lineage: Eukaryota; Fungi; Basidiomycota; Agaricomycetes; Russulales; Bondarzewiaceae. The record is from RefSeq and is a predicted model, not a curated record. Gene Ontology annotation, molecular function: calcium ion binding. The transcript is spliced from 7 exons. The coding region runs from base 31 to 603 and encodes 190 amino acids.